CCUGGCAAAGUACAGUAGGGCUCCAUUGCUUAUAAUUCAUGAUUGCGUCCAUAAAUCGUGCAAACACAGGAUUAUAGCGACAAAGAUCUACAAAUCGAGGCUUUAAAAAUCCAAGCAAAUGAGCUCUUACUUUGUAAACUCGUUCUCAGGGCGCUAUCCAAAUGGCUCCGACUAUCAGUUACUAAAUUAUGGGACUAACGGCGCUGUGAACGGCUCCUUCAGAGACCCUGGCACCAUGCACUCCGGGUCCUUCGGCUACAACUACAAUGGCAUGGACCUUACGGUGAACCGCACCAACACCGGCGGCCACUUCGGGGCCGUGCGGGAGGAUGCCCGGGGAUUCGGGCCGGACGCCCGCUACAGACAGACGCCCAACUGCUCGCUCUCGUCCCCGGAUCCGGUGCCGGCGUCGUGCGCCUCGGCCGGCCGGGAGUCGCUGGAACUAAAAAGCCCCUCUCCCCCGUCCGACCGGGGCGCGACCUCGGGCGGCAUCGCGCUGAACAAAAGCAACAACGCUCAUUUCACGGAGAUCGAGGACCCGACCGUGGCGUCCGAGACCGAGGAGGGCGCGCACAGCAGCGGCGGAGGCGGCGGCGGUGGCUCCGGCGCGGCACCGAGGGCGCAGCAGCAGCAGCAGCAGCAGCAGCAGCAGCAGCACCAGGAACCCAACGCCACCUCCUCCACUCCCACAUCUAACGAUUGCCAAACGCCACAAAUAUUCCCCUGGAUGAGGAAACUGCACAUAAGCCAUGAUAUGACUGGACCUGACGGGAAAAGGGCCCGAACCGCGUACACCCGGUACCAGACGCUAGAGCUGGAGAAAGAGUUUCACUUCAAUCGGUACCUCACCCGCCGGCGGAGGAUAGAGAUAGCCCACGCCCUGUGUCUCUCCGAAAGACAGAUCAAAAUCUGGUUUCAGAACCGCAGGAUGAAGUGGAAGAAGGACAAUAAGCUGAAGAGCAUGAGCCUCGUGACGGGAGGCAGCGCCUUCCACAACUGA
This is a messenger RNA of Pleuronectes platessa (European plaice), 1000 nucleotides long. RefSeq names its product homeobox B5b (gene hoxb5b). The transcript has 2 exons. Gene Ontology annotation, molecular function: RNA polymerase II cis-regulatory region sequence-specific DNA binding; DNA-binding transcription factor activity, RNA polymerase II-specific. Gene Ontology annotation, biological process: anterior/posterior pattern specification; regulation of transcription by RNA polymerase II. NCBI's taxonomy places the organism in Eukaryota, Metazoa, Chordata, Actinopteri, Pleuronectiformes, Pleuronectidae. Gene Ontology annotation, cellular component: nucleus. The record is from RefSeq and is a predicted model, not a curated record. The coding region runs from base 119 to 1000 and encodes 293 amino acids.